Myzus persicae (green peach aphid) is the source of this 1558-nucleotide messenger RNA. RefSeq names its product nicotinamidase (gene Naam). NCBI's taxonomy places the organism in Eukaryota, Metazoa, Arthropoda, Insecta, Hemiptera, Aphididae. The transcript is spliced from 9 exons. The coding region runs from base 399 to 1400 and encodes 333 amino acids. The record is from RefSeq and is a predicted model, not a curated record. Gene Ontology annotation, molecular function: calcium ion binding.
GUCGCCGUCGUCGUCGUCAGUACCAGUUACAGGUUUGCGUGCACAUACGAAAUAUUGUUAUAAACGUUUUAUCGAUUGGGUUCAUAACAUUUUUUCCCUUCUGUUUUUUUUUUUCAGAUAUCUACAAAAUCGUAACACACACGUCUUAUUAUUAUAUACGUGCAAACGAAAUUGCGCACAGAGAUGUACGUGGCGCGCCGCAGUUCGGGUGCUCUCGUCGACGGCGAGACUUUUAUCGACGGCCGCCGUCCCUAAACACACCGCGCCGCGAUCGCGGUAAAUAUAGACAUUCGACAUUUCGACGCGGUCACGCGGACCACGCGACGACGACGAGCGGGAAAUUUGCAACGCCGUGGACGCACAUCACUGGCCAGCUAGAAUCCGCGGCCGGCACCAUUAUGGACGCUUGCUUUAGCGCCUUCGACAAGGACGGCGAUGGUUUUUUAAACAUUGAAGAGUUUGAUGGCAUCUGCAAAGGGCUCUUCCGCAACGACCGCGGAAUUGUGUACAGCCUUGAUGUCCACACCCUUAAACACAUAUUUAACAUAUUCGAUACGAAAAAGGACGGUUUGAUUGAUCGACAAGAAUUCACUAUGUGUUGGAACAAGUGGAUUAAGACUAUUAUAAGACCCGUCAACAUAUUCCUCAUUAUCGACGUCCAAAACGAUUUCAUAUCCGGUUCGUUGAACAUCAGCAACUGCUCUGCGCAACAGAACGGAUUGGAGGUUAUAGAGCCCAUCAACCAUCUGUUGGACACUGUGAAUUUCGACUCUGUAUUUUAUUCAUUCGACUGGCAUCCGAUCGAUCACAUAUCGUUCAUCGAAAACUUGUCUUUGCGUCCAUUAGACUCGUCGUCUCAGAUCAAAGCUGACAACGCACAAUUAUACGACACCGUGGUAUUCGAGGGAUCUCCGAAGAUAAAACAACGUUUGUGGCCAAAGCACUGUGUCCAAGACUCGUGGGGUGCUCAGCUCUAUAAAGACUUGAAGGUGGUGGAUAAUGCAGUGAAAAUAUACAAAGGAACGAUAUCGGACGUAGAUUCGUACUCAGUGUUUUGGGACAACAAAAAAUUGACUCAGACCACAUUAGGCACGCAGUUGGCUCAGUUGAACGCCACCGACAUUUACGUGUGCGGGUUGGCGUACGACGUUUGUGUCGGUGCGACUGUAGCGGAUGCGUUGUCGAUUGGAUACCGGACGAUAUUAAUCGAUGACUGUUGCCGCGGCGUCGAUUUGAACGACAUUGAAAAAACCAAAAACAAUGUUGUCAAAAAUCACGGUGUCAUUGUUCAGUCAAACGAGGUAAAAACAAUGGUUGAAGGGCGCGACAGGAGGCCUGAGCUGGGCUAUAAAUUGGCGCUCGAAAUCGAAAAGUCUAUGGAGAAAGAAAAUUAUAAAUAGGGCCUAUUUUAUGUGUAGGUAAUUAUAAGCUUAAAAUUAUAGUAAAACUGUACUAUGUAUUUUAAUUGAAAACUAUGCGAUAAAUCUCAUCAGUUGUUCAGUCAUUGUCACAGUAUUCAAUUUGUUCUCGUUACUUUUAGAUAUCAAUAGGUCUCUGG